This is a messenger RNA of Zootoca vivipara (common lizard), 6739 nucleotides long. It is a transcript of the gene ITGA5, whose product is annotated as integrin subunit alpha 5. Gene Ontology annotation, cellular component: integrin complex; external side of plasma membrane. Gene Ontology annotation, biological process: cell-cell adhesion; cell adhesion mediated by integrin; integrin-mediated signaling pathway. The record is from RefSeq and is a predicted model, not a curated record. Lineage: Eukaryota; Metazoa; Chordata; Lepidosauria; Squamata; Lacertidae. Gene Ontology annotation, molecular function: integrin binding.
UGUGAGUCAUUGUCGGGCAAGGAAGGGAGGGGAGGCGACGAGCCUCAGGAGCACUCACGUUCCGGGCGGGUUGGAGAAAGAAGACUUGGGCGAGCGAGCGAGCGAGCAUCCGGAGCGCCGGCUGGGAUUUUGUUCUUGCCUGUCUCAGCCCAUCCAUCGAGACCCCCUUCUCUCCACCCCGCACCGCCCAGGCCCAACUAUGUUGCCCCGGGCCCUGCUGUUCCUCUUCAGCGUGCCCUGCGCUUGGGGCUUCAACCUGGACGCCGAGGCGCCGGCGCUUUUCCGCGGCCCUCCCGGCAGCUUGUUUGGCUUCUCGGUGGACUUUUACCUCCCGGACGCGCAGAGUGCCAGUGUCCUCGUGGGAGCACCCAAGGCCAACACAAGCCAGGUUGAAGUUACGGAGGGGGGUGCUGUCUACUACUGUCCCUGGCCCCUUGGCGAGAGCAGCUGUAUACCCAUUGAAUUUGACAGCAGCAAAGCAGGAACCCACAAGGAUGACUUGAAUGAGAUGAUGGAGCAAAUGGAGUUCAAAUCGCUGCAGUGGUUUGGAGCCACAGUCCGGUCACAUGGCAGCUCCAUCCUGGCCUGUGCCCCCCUGUACAGUUGGCGAACCACCAGUGACGAGCGUGAGGUUGUGGGCACCUGCUUCUUGUCCAUCAACAACUUCACCAAGUUUGUGGAAUACGCACCUUGCCGCUCAGAAAAGGGCGGAGCCAGAUUUCAAGGAUAUUGCCAAAGUGGCUUUAGUGCUGAAUUCACAAAGGCUGGACGUGUUCUCCUUGGUGGCCCCGGAAGCUAUUACUGGCAAGGCCAGGUGAUAUCAGCAGCACAGGAUGCCAUUGUGGAGGUAUAUGACCCUGAUUAUUUAGUCCUGGAGGUCCGAGGGCAACUCAAGACGGGUCAGGCUAACUUCAAGGCUGACGACAGCUACCUUGGCUACUCUGUGGCAGUUGGUGAAUUUAGCGGAGACAACACUGAAGACUUUGUGGCUGGCGUUCCUAAAGGAAACCUGACUUAUGGAUAUGUCACAAUUCUAAAUGGAAGUGACAUUCGGCCCCUGUACAACUUUUCUGGAGAGCAGAUGGCUGCCUAUUUUGGCUAUGCUGUGGCUGCCACUGAUCUCAAUGGUGACAGCCUAGAUGACCUCCUGAUUGGUGCCCCCUUGUAUAUGGAAAAAACAGAAGACGGUCGCGUGCAGGAGGUGGGCAGAGUCUACAUCUUCCUGCAACAGCUGUAUGGCAUGGAGCCAGUGGCGUCGGCCGCACUUACUGGUCACCAAGAAUUUGGUCGCUUUGGCAGUGCUAUCGCUCCCCUGGGGGACCUUGACCAGGACGGCUACAAUGAUGUGGCCAUUGGGGCCCCGUUUGGUGGCAAGGAGCAGCAAGGCAUGGUCUAUGUGUACAAUGGCCAGCCUGGCGGACUGAACCCCAAGCCUUCUCAGGUGUUACAGGGCCACUGGCCAGCUGGCCAGACUCCAGACUUCUUUGGCUUCUCCAUGCGUGGGGCUAAGGACCUGGAUGGAAAUGGCUACCCAGAUCUGAUUGUGGGAGCCUUUGGAAUGGACACAGCCCUGGUUUACAGGGGCCGCCCCAUUGUUCAUGCAAGCGCCACUCUCAGCAUCUUCCCCACCAUGUUUAACCCUGAGGAGCGAGCUUGCACCUUAGAGGGCACCGGAACCCCCGUUGCUUGCAUCAACCUGAGCUUUUGUCUGAAUGCAUCUGGGAAACAUGUGCCUGACUCCAUUGGGUUCAAUGUGGAGCUGCACCUCGACCACCUCAAACAGAAAGGGGCAGUCAAGAGAGCACUCUUCCUGCGUUCCCGCCAGCCCCACCUAGUCGAGACCCUCCAAAUCCGCAACGGUGCCAACUCUGAGUGCCGCGAGAUGAAGAUUUACCUCAGGAACGAGACUGAAUUCCGCGACAAGCUCUCCCCCAUCCACCUGUCCCUCAACUUCUCGCUGGAUCCAGAGGCCCCGCAGGACGCACAUGGUCUGCAGCCCAUCCUCAACUACCUCACGCACAACCACAUUGAACAGAAGGUCCAGAUCCAGCUGGAUUGUGGUGAAGACAAUGUCUGCGUCCCUGACCUUCAGCUUGACGUUUUUGGGGACCACACCGUUGUCUACCUGGGAGACAAGAAUGCGCUGAACCUCACUUUCCACGCCCAGAACCGCGGUGAGGGUGGUGCUUAUGAGGCUGAGCUCCAUGUUACCAUCCCACCAGAAGCAGACUACAUGGGGGUUCUGCGGAAUCAUGGGAACCUUUCCAGCCUGAGCUGCUACUAUGAGACGGUGAAUGACACCAACAUGGUUUUCUGUGACCUCGGCAAUCCAAUGAAGGCAGGCACCAGUCUCUGGGGUGGCCUACGCUUCACUGUACCUCGCCUCCUUGAUGCGAAGAAAUCCAUCCAAUUUGACUUUCAGAUUCACAGCAAGAACGCCAACAACUCCCGCAGUGAGGUGGCUUCAUUCCCCUUGCGUGUCGAGGCUGCCGUUCGUCUCACAGCCCACGGAGCAUCCAUGCCAGAAACAGUGUCCCUUCCAGGGACUGGCUUGCCCCCAGGUCGAUUGCUGCAGCGAGAACAAGACGUGGGGCCCGGUGUGUGCCAUGUCUAUGAGUUUGUGAAUGAGGGGCCAAGCGCCAUCAGCGAGGGGAUCUUGGACAUCAGCUGUCCGCUCCGGACUCAAGGGCGAGCUGUGAUGUACAUGACGCGCUACAUGGCGCAAGCCAACUGCACCUCCAGCCACCUCCUCAACCCAUCACGCCUGCAGCUGGAGCAGAGCCCAGCAGCUUUACCUUGGCCAGAGCAGCACUAUGUGCAGAAGCAAGAUGGAGUUUUGAAUACUCUGAAAUGCAACGACGAGGAGUGCUUCCAGCUCCGCUGCCACAUGGGGGCGCUGCAGAGUAAGGAAAGUGUCAGCUUGCGCCUCUACUUCCGCAUCUGGUCCAAGAGCUUCCAGCUGAAAGAGAAUAAUCCCCACGCCAUACAGUGUGAAGCUGUCUACCACGUACAGAAAGUGCCCUACAAAAUCCAGCCUCUAGAGAAACCCACCGCUUACCUCAAGGUGCCAACAUCACUGCACUGGCCCAAGGCAGAGACCAGCCAGGGGGUUCCUCUCUGGAUCAUCAUCUUAGCCAUUCUGAUUGGAUUGCUGCUCCUGGCACUGCUCAUCUAUGUACUAUACAAGCUGGGCUUUUUCAAGCGCUCACUUCCUUAUGGCACGGCUAUGGAGAAAGCUCAGCUGAAGCCACAAGCAGCUUCAGAAGCCUAGCAGGCCCAGCCUUGCCCUCCAUGUAGGUGUGUUGCCGCUGCUGCCCUGCAAAGAGGCACCGGGAUCGUCCGCUGUGAGCACUGAGAAGGGGAGCACAGCCAACACCGGCAGGGCAGGGCCACAGGCACCCGGGCCCCACGGACUGCUGCAGAGGCCAGGCACCUCUGCUCCUCACAGAGAAUGAGGCUGCAGGCUCUUGAGGCCCAACGCCCUCCCUCUCCCCUGAUUUCCCUGGGGCUUGGAUCCUACAAAACCCAUCGUGCCCUGACUGGGGGUUGCAGCAAAGGCAUUUGCUCCCAGCAAAAAAGGGAAUACUUGAAGCCGCUGGAGCGGCCGGUGCUGGUCUGAUCUCAGGCCCCCUAGUGUCAAGCUGUCUGUUCCGUCCAUAUGUGGGGAAGGGCGCAGUGCCCUGGACAGUUUCCAAGCUGCCAGUCUCCUCUGAUAAUAACCACAGCUUGGCUGAAAGAGAAAAAGAAGCACAAUCACCUCCCGAGUCCAGCUCUUUCUCCGCCACAGGCCGGAACGAAGGAUCCUGGGCUCUCCCUUCCGGUCUUCCCCCCAGCCUGCUUCCUGUGGGGGAUGAUGUGGGACAGAGACUUAAGCUGGGAAAGCCAGGUGCUCCCGCAAUGCCAAAGAUUUGCCACGUUUGGAAGCCAAGCCAUCACCCGGUGUCGGCCCGGACUCGCCGGCGGUCUUCGCACUGAUCUCCAGAAACCGCUAGAGAUUUUAUUUUUCAGAUGCCACUUUAAUUAAGAGGAUGAAGAAAUGAGAAUGAAGAAAUGAGGAAGCUGUCGCUGCCUCGUGGCAGAGACAGGGGUUGCAGAGUUUAAUUUAAAAUGUUCAUGUGCAAUAAAUGCUUCCAUAUUUUCCACAAUGCCUCUUCUCCCCCGCCCCCAAUUCAGGAUGACUAACGGCAAGGGGUUGAGAACGGAUGAAAAUUCCACCGUUCGUUCCUGUAGGUGAGGGUAGGAAUUCUGAUGACGAAAAAAAAGCCUGAAGAGUGAGAUGCAGAAAGGGGUUCAGUGAGAAACACCCCUGGUAAGGGCAAUAAUAAUUUAUUACUUAUACCCGCCCAUCUGGCCAGGCCUCCCCAGCCACUCUGGGUGGCUCCCAACAGAAUAUUAAAAACACGAUAAAACAUCAAACAAUAAUGCCUUCAGGUAUUUUCUAAGUCAGAUAGUUGUCGAUUUCCUUGACAUCUGAUAGGAGGGCGUUCCACAGGGCAGGCGCCACUACAGAGAAGGCGGGUGGCUGUGGGGGUGUUGCUGCCAUUCAUAAGGUACAUUUGUUGCAUUGACACAUUACUUUCCUGCCCCUUGGAACAGUUCCUUGUGACCGCUGAAAUUCAGUCUGUUGGGGGAGUGUUUUUAGAUUUUCCUGUCAUUUCAAGAGCCAUAUCCCGGCUUAGUGGUCAGGUUCCAGGUUUGUUUGCAAGUUGUUUGAAAAAAUAGCAUUCUUCAUUCUGGGAGUGUGUAUAAAGGCUCCCCUCUUCCUUGACUGCUGUGGCAGGAGUCCAAGAACCAAGGAGAACCACCACACCGCGUGUGCGCACCCCCCCCCCCCCAGAAUCUCAAAGUAUGUGGCAGCUGUGGCCGUGUGGGUGAAAAGGGUUCACUCCUGACAAAAGCAGGAUGGGGAAGACUUGGGCCCACUAACAUCUUUGAAGAACACAUACAGGAUAAGUAGGUUCUUUAGAUUUCAAAUGGAGAAUUAUGUUGUACAGUGGUACCUCGCUUUAUGAACACAAUUGGUUCUGGAAGUCUGUUCAUAAACUGAAGCGUUCAUAAACUGAAGCGAACUUUCCCAUUGAAAGUAAUGGAAAGUGGAUUAAUCCAUUCCAGAUGGGUCCGCGGCGUUCAUAAACCGAAAAUUCGUAAACCGAGGUUCCACUGUACCUAACUUUUGGUGUGAUGUCUCUAGGGCUGGGCAAUAUAUUGAUAUAUCAUCCAAAACCAGUGUGAAAUCCAUAUUGUAUCAUGUUUGUGUUUAUGCUAUGCAAAAAACACAAUGUGGGAAAAAUUGUGAAGCCAAUUGUGAAACCUUUACAUAGCUCCAUUCUCAAUUCAGACAUUGUGAUAUAUCAGUACAUCACAUCAUUUAGCUGGUAAUAUAUCAUGAUGAAUGGGACCCAGGUGGCACUGUGGUUAAACCACUGAGCCUAGGGCUUGCUGAUCAGAAGGUCGGCGGUUCGAAUCCGUGUGACGGGGCGAGCUCCCGUUGCUUGGUCCCAGCUCCUGCCAACCUAGCAGUUCGAAAGCACGUCAAAAUGCAAGUAGAUAAAUAGGAACCGCUACAGCGGGUGUGCUGCUCUGGUUUGCCAGAAGCGGCUUUGUCAUGCUGGCCACAUGACCUGGAAGCUAUACGCCGGCUCCCUCGGCCAAUAAUGUGAGAUGAGCGCGCAACCCCAGAGUUGGUCACAACUGGCCCUAAUGGUCAGGGGUCCCUUUACCUAUAUCAUGAAAACCAGCCAUCACCCAGCCUAGAUGUCUCAGACAUACUGUGAACAUUUUUCUUAACUCCAUUAGAAACAGGAUUAUGUAGUAUGAAUUUGGAUGAGAGACUUAGGUCCUCAACCUGUAUGCCAUAUGUCAUGUCAGUAUCACCUUUGAGUGUUAACUGGUGUCUUGUAAGCUAAUAGAUGAACAAGGCACCAAGGGCCUUGUUUCCCUCAGACACCUCACACCCCUGGUCACCCCCCCCUUUGGUUCUGUGUUUGCAUUGGUCAGUUUUCUCCUUAACCCAAGUGAAACCAGAACACGGCACAACUCCCUAUUAUUAUUACUCCUCCUCCCUCCUACACAAAACAAGUGAUUCUUGGGUGCAGAAAAUAAAUGGCACCUGUUAAAAUUAAUGCUUUUAUUGAACAAGGUCUGAGGUGAGAGGUUUACUGUGCAGAGAUACCAUUUGAGGGGAGACAACACACAAAAGAAAUGCAGUUCAUCCUCCUGACCCCUUUACUCCACAAGCCCCAUAGGAAUGAAAAAGACACUGCCUUGCAGAGGCAUCAAGAACAAGCCCCAGCUGAAAUCCUAUUGGUGCUUACAUGGGAGUGAGCCCCCCUCCCCCCCAGUAAACAUGCAUAUAUAGGCCUAUGCCUUAGCUCUACAAACUUGGGAGUCACUUGGGGAUAACUUUUGCAUUAAAUGUGGACUUGGUUAAAUGCUUAACCAAGUGCCCCCAUCUGGUUUUUUUAACCACCAUUCUGGCCCUUCAAAGGGGGUGGGUGGAAGUUACAAAGCCAUCUCCCACAUCAAAACCAUGCUAGAGGCAACUAAAAUGUAAUGUAAGGUGCGUUGUAAGAAUGAAAUGCACACAUUUCUGCCCUCAUCCAGUUAGAUUGAGUGAUAAUUCCGUCCUCCUCUUUACUCUUAGUGUUUGGGGGAGUGAACGCACAUAUACUUUUAAGGCCACAGUUUGUACCAAUGCUUAUUUUUAUUUGUGUGUGUGUUUAUUGCUUAAAAUGUUUUU